Molecule: messenger RNA, 8945 nt
Organism: Acinonyx jubatus (cheetah)
Lineage: Eukaryota; Metazoa; Chordata; Mammalia; Carnivora; Felidae
Gene: EEA1
Product: early endosome antigen 1
Exons: 37
Coding region: 1217-5437 (1406 amino acids)
Biological process (GO): endocytosis
Cellular component (GO): early endosome
Molecular function (GO): metal ion binding; 1-phosphatidylinositol binding
Source: RefSeq, a predicted model, not a curated record
GGCUGGGGCUGCCGCCUCCAAACGCCGGAUGGAGGUGGCCGGCUAAAAUGUCAGCUAAGAGGCAAAGACCCCUCCCUGCCUGUUUAUAAACACCACCACUUUCCCAUCUCCCAUAAAUGCCAUCUCAAGGAGAGGAGGUCCAACUGCGUACAUCCUCACAAAGUUGCACCCGGGUCAGGAAAUGCCUGGCUGCACCGCAGCGAUUGCAGUCUCCGCAGUGACUGACGCCCAGAGUUCGCUCAUGAAGUGCGGGGAGACACGAAGGGUCGCCAUAACAGAAUACCACAGACUGGAUGGCUUAAACAACAGAUAUUGCUUUUCUCACAGUUCCGGAGCCUGGAAGUCCAAGAUCAAGAAAGAGAAAAUAUUACUGGAGAAAACCAUGCCAAGCCUGAGAAUGUUGAGUACCCGAGGCCAAGCUCAACAAGGCCAGGGAACUUUCCGGUUGGGGAUCCUAUGGAGAGUCUGACUCUGGAACCGGUGCUACAGACAGACGUUGUUAAAGCUGGUCAAUCCAAGUUUCUGCAGCCUCUGUGGAGGGGAACAUGCCGGCUGACAGCCUCUACUAACAGGUUGGGGCUCCCUCCUGCUGCUCCUGCCCUCCCAGCCACCAGCUCAUUGGAGCAAGACCAGGAUUAAGUGGACCUACAAGGAUCUGCACAUUUGGUCCCAGUACCCUCCCAGUUCACCCCAUAUCCCACCCACGUGGACUCCUCAUCCUCAUUUUUGUACUGCCAACCUUUGCCUGGGAAAGGCUUCUUUCUGACCCUGCUUGCCUGGAAAAGCCCAAUCAUCCUUCAGGAACCAGCUCAAAGUUCACCUCCUCUGUGAAGGCUCCCCUGAAAUAGGAGUUACUCAUCCCCACAUGCUGAUUGAAUACUGUCAGUGCCCUUCAGCCAAAGACCACCAGGAACACACCAACAAUGAGACAAGUGAAUUGCUAGUCACUACAUCAGACCAGUGGCCUCCUCCAACAUAGGCGGCUGAGAGAAAUCACCUGCAUUUUGUACCCUCUCCGAAAUGGCUCAUCAAGCACAGCGAAUGACAAGAUUGGAGAGAGGAGGUGGGAAACCUAUCCCCGGAUGGCACAGCUGAGACAGAGACUCCUGGGAGAGUUGGCUCUCAAGGUUCUGAUUUAGAUUCAUCAGCUGCUCCUAUAAACACAGUGGAUGUCAAUAAUGAAAGCUCUUCAGAGGGUUUCAUCUGUCCAUUAUGUAUGAAAAGAUGUAUAACUGCUAGUGAUUUGUCGGAGCAUUACCAGCAAGUGCACGCUGAAAAUGAAACAAGAGGACAGGAACUUCUUAAUGACUCCAGUGUUACUGGUUUCAUAUGUCCCCAGUGUAUGAAAUCCCUUGGGUCUGCUGAUGAACUUUUCAAACACUAUGAGGUAGUUCAUGAUGCUGGUAAUGAUUCAAGUCAUGGAGGAGAGGCUCUUGCUCUGAAGCGAGAUGAUUUAACACUACUUAGACAAGAGGUCCAAGACCUUCAGGCUUCACUUAAGGAAGAAAAAUGGUACUCAGAAGAAUUAAAGAAAGAAUUAGAAAAAUUUCAAGGGCUGCAACAGCAAGAGUCUAAACCUGAUGGAUUGGUGGCUGAUUCAUCAGCAGAACUACAGUCUUUGGAACAACAAUUAGAAGAAGCCCAAACAGAAAAUUUUAAUAUUAAGCAAAUGAAAGACUUAUUUGAACAGAAAGCAGCCCAACUUGCCACUGAAAUUGCAGAUAUAAAGUCAAAAUAUGAUGAAGAAAGGAGUCUUCGAGAAGCUGCUGAACAAAAAGUGACAUAUCUGACAGAGGAAUUAAACAAAGAAACAAUUAUAAUUCAAGAUCUGAAGACUGAACUGCUUCAGAGACCUGGUAUAGAAGAUGUUGCUGUGCUAAAGAAAGAACUGGUCCAAGUUCAAACACUAAUGGACAACAUGACGUUGGAGCGUGAAAAAGAAUCUGAAAAACUCAAAGAUGAGUGUAAAAAGUUACAAGCAGAAUAUGCUAACUCAGAGGCCACAAUAAGCCAGCUAAGGAGUGAACUUGCCAAAGGCCCCCAGGAAGUUGCUGUGUAUGUGCAGGAACUACAAAAACUUAAAAGUUCACUUAAUGAAUUAACACAAAAAAAUCAGAACUUGACUGAAAAGCUUCGAAAGAAAGAACUGGAGUGUACUCAGUUAGAGGAGAAACAUAACGAAGAAUGUGUGAGUAAAAAGAAUAUACAAGCAAGCCUUCAUCAAAAAGACCUAGAUUGUCAGCAGCUUCAGUCAAGAUUAUCUGCAUCUGAAACCUCCCUGCAGAGAAUACAGGCAGAACUAGGUGAAAAGGGGGAAGCUACGCAGAAGCUCAAGGAAGAAUUAUCAGAAGUAGAGGCCAAGUACCAGCAUCUUAAGGCUGAAUUUAAACAGCUACAACAACAGAGAGAAGAGAAAGAGCAGCACGGGUUACAACUCCAAAGUGAAAUUAAUCAAUUACAUAGCAAACUUCUGGAGACAGAGCGCCAACUAGGUGAAGCUCAUGGUAGGCUGAAGGAACAGAGACAGCUUUCAAGUGAAAAGUUGAUGGAUAAAGAACAACAAGUGGCUGAUCUACAACUCAAACUUUCUCGUUUAGAAGAACAGUUGAAGGAAAAAGUAACAAAUUCCACAGAAUUGCAGCAUCAAUUAGAUAAAACGAAGCAACAACAUCAAGAACAGCAAGCCCUUCAGCAAAGCACUACAGCAAAACUUCGAGAAGCUCAGAAUGAUUUAGAACAAGUAUUACGUCAAAUUGGCGAUAAGGACCAGAAGAUCCAGAACCUUGAAGCCUUAUUACAGAAGAGUAAAGAAAAUAUUUCCUUACUAGAAAAAGAAAGAGAAGAUCUUUAUGCAAAAAUUCAGGCUGGUGAAGGAGAGACUGCUGUUCUCAACCAGUUACAAGAAAAAAACCAUACCUUACAGGAACAAGUAACUCAACUAACAGAGAAGCUGAAGAAUCAGUCAGAAAGCCAUAAACAAGCCCAGGAGAAUUUGCAUGACCAAGUGCAAGAGCAGAAGGCACAUCUUAGAGCUGCACAAGACCGUGUCCUUUCCUUAGAAACUAGUGUCAAUGAAUUAAAUAGUCAAUUAAAUGAGAGCAAGGAGAAGGUUUCCCAGCUUGACAUACAGAUUAAAGCCAAAACUGAAUUAUUGCUAUCAGCAGAAGCAGCAAAAACUGCUCAAAGAGCAGAUCUUCAGAAUCAUUUGGACACAGCCCAAAAUGCAUUACAAGAUAAACAGCAGGAGUUAAAUAAGAUCACUACUCAGUUGGAUCAAGUCACUGCAAAGUUACAGGAUAAGCAAGAACAUUGCAGUCAGUUGGAAAGUCAUCUUAAAGAAUAUAAAGAGAAACACCUUUCUUUAGAACAAAAAACUGAAGAAUUAGAAGGUCAAAUUAAGAAACUAGAAGCUGAUACUCUUGAAGUUAAAGGAAACAAGGAGCAAGCUUUGCAGGAUCUACAACUGCAAAGACAGCUGAAUACAGAUUUAGACCUUAGAGCCACAGAAUUGAGUAAACAACUUGAAGUGGAGAAAGAAAUAGUAUCCAGUACAAAGUUGGAACUACAGAAAAAAUCUGAAGCUCUUGAAAAUAUUAAGCAAAUGCUUACCAAGCAAGAGGAAGAAAAAAAAAUCCUUGAACAAGAAAUUGAAAAUUUAAGUCAAGAUGCAAAGAUGCAGCACAAGGAAUUGAAUAACAAAAUUCAAACAGCAGCAGCAGAACUGCAAAAAUCGAAGAUGGAGAAAGAAACUCUAAUGACAGAGCUUUCUGCGGCCAAAGAGAAUUUAUCAAAAGUUUCUGAUUCUUUGAAGAACUCCAAAAGUGAAUUUGAAAAGGAAAACCAGAAAGGAAAAGCUGCUAUAUUAGAUUUGGAAAAAACUUGCAAAGAAUUAAAGCAUCAGCUUCAAGUACAGACAGAAAAUGCACUUAAGGAACAGAAUGAACUGAAAAAGUCACUUGAAAAAGAGAAGCAAACUUCUCAUCAGUUGAAUUUGGAACUCAGUUCAAUGCAGGGACAAGUGGCACAGGCCCAGAAUACUUUAAAACAAAAGGAAAAAGAAGAACAGCAACUUCAGGGGAACAUAAAUGAGCUAAAGCAAUUGACUGAACAGAAGAAAAAGCAAAUUGAAGCACUCCAAGGAGAAAUUAAAAUUGCUGUUUCACAGAAGACAGAGCUUGAGAAUAAAUUACAGCAGCAGUCAACACAAGCAGCCCAGGAACUUGCAGCAGAGAAAGAGAAAAUGUCAGUGUUACAAAAUACCUAUGAAAAAAGUCAGGAAAAUCUAAAACAGCUUCAAUCUGAUUUCUAUGGGAAGGAAUCUGAACUUCUUGCCACAAGGCAAGAUCUUAAGUCUGUAGAAGAGAAGCUUUCUCUAGCACAGGAGGACUUGAUUUCAAACAGAAAUCAAAUUGGAAACCAAAAUAAAUUAAUUCAAGAACUGAAGAGUUCCACGGCUACGUUGGAGCAGGAUUUAGCAAAGAAAGAGCAACAGUUGAAGGAGCAGUGUAAAACGCUACAAGAUAUUAAAAAAGAAAAGUCACUGAAAGAAAAAGAACUAGUAAAUGAAAAGUCUAAAUUGGCAGAGAUAGAGGAAAUUAAGUGUAGACAGGAAAAAGAAAUUGCUAAAUUGAGUGAAGAACUCAAGUCCCACAAGCAAGAAAGCAUAAAGGAGGUAACAAAUCUCAAGGAUGCCAAACAGCUUUUGAUUCAGCAGAAACUCGAGCUUCAAGGGAAAGUAGAUUCCCUGAAGACAACCCUUGACCAGGAGAAGAGAAACCAGCAAAUGCUAAAAGAGCAGGUGAAAAAGGAAGAAGAUGAACUGAAGAAAGAGUUUACUGAGAAGGAGGCUAAACUGCAUUCCGAAAUAAAAGAAAAAGAAAUAGGAAUGAAGAAGCAUGAAGAAAAUGAAGCUAAACUUACCAUGCAGAUUACAGCAUUAAAUGAAAACUUGGGCACCGUAAAGAAGGAGUGGCAGUCUAGUCAACGUAGAGUCGGCGAGCUCGAGAAACAGACGGACGACUUACGGGGUGAAAUUGCAGUAUUAGAAGCCACAGUUCAGAAUAAUCAGGAUGAAAGGAGAGCCCUACUAGAAAGAUGUCUUAAAGGAGAAGGUGAAAUAGAAAAGCUUCAAACCAAAGUACUAGAAUUGCAAAGAAAGCUGGAUAAUACGACCGCAGCGGUGCAGGAGCUGGGCAGAGAAAAUCAAUCCCUUCAAAUCAAACACACGCAAGCGUUAAAUAGGAAGUGGGCGGAAGACAAUGAAGUACAAAACUGCAUGGCCUGUGGGAAAGGCUUUUCAGUAACAGUGAGACGGCAUCACUGCAGACAAUGUGGAAAUAUCUUCUGUGCUGAGUGUUCGGCCAAAAAUGCCUUAACUCCAUCUUCUAAGAAGCCUGUUCGUGUCUGUGAUGCAUGUUUCAAUGACUUGCAAGGAUAAUGGGUUAUCACAACUUCAGAAUAGUAUUACACUAACAUUAGAUUUUUAAUAAAUGCACUUAAUAGAGGUCUUGGACUACUAUUUGAUUUGGACAGUGGUUGCAAUAUUAGACCAAAUUAGAAUUCAUAUAUUUUGGAAUGUUAUCAAUAUCAAGUAAAACUCUUCUAUUUUUGUGAGACUUGGGCUCAUCUUUCAUUACUUUUUUCCAUUUAACCCCUGGAACAGCUUUCAUGCCAAGUUUAGAAUUAGCCAAUGAAAUGUAAAUAAACUUUGGACAGAAAAUAGCAAUGUAUUUUUUUAAGUAUGAUUUCAUUGUUCACAAAUGACAUGAAUAUACGCUUCCAUAGCUUACUUUUUUCUCCCAAAUUUAGUAUACAAAAAUGUACAUGGGUGAUGUUAUCACAUCAUAUAUGUUGCGCAAUAGCACAUUAUAUUAUUAUUAUAUUAGAUACUCUCUUGGUGAAGUCAUGCACAGAACUAUAAAACUUUCUUUUUUUCUUAUAUAUAGGUCCAUAGCUCAGUUGCAUUGUUAUGUUAUAAAUUUACUACUCAUGUGUUCUAAGUACAGUUUAUGUUGAAAUAUGUACUAACCAUGAAUUUGAACAUGGUUUUUGUUUUAACAAUAUUGAUUAAAUUCUCUUGGGUAGAUUUUAUGAAAACCUCUGUAAAAUCAGUUUGCUUACUUUAUGGUUAUCCUGGGGUUGUAUUUUAAAGAUUAGGGUUAAUUUUUCUUUGUCUUUUUCUAUCUCAUGUUUAAACUCUCACACACUGUUAAGAAUUCUAUAAAACUACCCACCCUCACCCCCCAGCUGGAGGAUGAAUCGUAAAAAUUGUAUAAUGGUUCUAUUGUCAGUUUCUUGUAAGUAGGAAGGUUUUGGAGAUUAGCCUUUAUAUUAUACCCUCGGAUUGUCUCUCCAGCAUUUUGGGAAUCUGAGUUUGCUUUUUUAAUGGAUCUAUUUUUCCCUUUAUUUGGUUUAACCUUUCGAACCGUGGCUCAGCUUCACUGUAAUAGUUUUAUAAUUUUGCAUCUUAAAGCCAGUAACUGAUAUUGCUCUAGUCUUAUCUGUGAAAACAAAUACACGUGGGAAGGAGACAUUAAAUAUUCGAUUUUACAUCUUCUUACCCAAUAGGGAAACAUUUUUGAAAGUUGUGAAGUUGACUUAAAUUUAAAAUGGUUAUGAAUUUGGGGUUCCAUAUUAACUGGUAAAUCUUUUCACUUUGCAAAAAUACUGCUAUGAAAUUGCUUUAAAGUAACAGCUGGAGAAUAGAAUAUCACCAAAAACAAAUAUAUUUCGGAAUCCCAAAGUUAUAAUCAGAACUGAAACAGAAUGGCUAAUUAAGGGUAAUUAAAAGUUAGCUUAUUUGUAUGCUGAACAAUGGAAUUGAACUUUAAUUUAUCAUAGUCUUCUUAAUUUGGGAAACAUCUGUAGAGAGGUCAUUAAUAAUUGGUUUAUUCUCUCUAGAGAAAAAAUAUAAAGUUAUACAUUUGUGCAGUGUAAUCAUCUGGUAAUAAUAAGGAAGAAUGGGAGUUAAUAUUUCAUUUGCAAUAGUCUAUAAUAUACACUUGCUUUCAAAUAUCAUGCCGAAAUAAAGUUAUCGUGUUUAUGCUUUACCUGUAACAUCGAUAAACGAAGAGAUUGUCAUAUUCAUUUAAUUAUUUUACAAAACUCAGUUAAGUAAAUCCUGCUGACAGUAGCUGUUAAGGACCCUGAUGGUGUCCCUAGACUAGGAUAGACAUACAUCCUUGAGCAUACAUAAAGAAGAAAUACAAUGACUCUUUAUUAAAAACAACAGCUGGAUGAUAUAAAUUGAGCUAAAAUUAUUUGUGCAUUUUCAUAUGCUUAUAAAUCCUUUCAAAGAGUCUUAAUUCUACACUUUAAAUAUAAGGAAGUUAAUAUGAAACUUAGAAAUUUUCUAUGUUGGAAAAAUAGAUAUUCACAGUACCUUUUUUUUUUUUUUUUUUUUUAAGAUAGUAAAACUUCAUGAGGAUUCUAGGUUAGAAUAUUUGUUCACUUCAUCUCCUAACUGGGUGCGCUGAAGGCCUUUUCCCGUCUUAUCCACCCACCCACAUAUUCACAAAAAAAAAUGUCGGGAGGGCAACAAACAAAAUUGUAUGUGUUUGAGUAAUCACUAGUUUUCAUCUAGCUAAAUCUCAUUUUAUAGGUCCUGAAUAAUUUACCAUAGGCUACUACACUAAUGCUAUCAGAAAUGAACCUUUUUUGUGUGUGUGCUUAACUCUCACUAAUUUAACGUGUUUUUAAAGAAAACAAAAAGUGUUUUCUUUUUCUUUUAACUAAAAAGUCAUCUUCUGAGUUCUUACUGGCUCUACAUUUUAGAUGUUUGCUGGUACUAUUUGUCAGUGAGUUAGGGGUGGCACGUCCCAGCUCUUGGCUCUAAUGCGAAGCCUGUUGGCAUCACAUGUUAGUAAAUUCCAAACCCCAGCAUAGAAAUGUGAAUUAAAAUCAAGUUUUGCUGGGUUAGAGUACAAUAAAGUAUACCUACAGAUUUUUUUUUAAUAGGAAGAAGACAAAGCUGCUGGUAUAGGAUUAGUUCAUUUUGAAGAAAAAAGAGGGAAACACAAAGACCUCAAUGCAGUGUACAAAUAACAUUUUGUUCAACUACCUCUUAAUGUGGAAUUAGCUAGUUUGAUAGUUUCCUCACAGUAAUGUUAAAUAGUAACUGCCAAAUUUGUUAGUUUCCCAUCUCUCUUAGAAAGGCUUUGGAUUAUUUUAUAGUUUUGAGAACUUUGAAGCCACUUUUUUUUAACUUUGCAUUUGCAUAAAAAUGUUUAGCUUCUAAGUGGAGAGCAAAUUAUGAUCAUAUAUUUUGAUAUUCAUGACCUAUUUGACUAUAGCAAUUUUUUUUAAUGCACUUUGGCUAUAAAACCAUGGAUGAUUUGAUCCAUAAGAGUUAAAUGUGCCAUCAAUUUAGUAUUCCUAGACAUGAGCUUGAUGAAUGGCAUUCUGUAAUUAUAAUGUGCCACACAUUAUCGUGUCUUAAUUGCCCUUUGCCUGAAUUUUAAUGAUCAAUUUGUUAUUGUUGCAGAUGUGAAUAUUGUGCAUAAACUUACUAAAUUUAUGUAAAAUUGUAUAAAAUAGAAUUGGAAAUAGCUAAGUUCUUUCUGUGUAGAAGUAAUGAAUUUAUUGUAACAUGAUGCAGUUAUGUAUAUGACAUUCUGUACUUCCUUGAACUGGAUCAUAUAUUCAUAGUUUCUAUAGAAACUUUUGCAUGAAUAUUUUCUCAUUUAGGUUUUGGAUUCAUUGUUUGUAUUGUGUUUACUACUUGUGAUCAUGUAGUUGUGCCUUAUUUUGUGAGAGAGUUUAGCUCAGUAAAUACUGUAAUUUCUAAACUCAGUGAGUGGAAGGUUAUCGAUUAUAAAUGUAACUGGUAAAUUACACAACAGCAUUUAAAUCUGUAUAAAGAAAAAUGGAAGGAUCCUUAUUGAAUUGUUGAUUUUGUUUUUUUUAAUUUGUUAAAGGUGAUAUUAAAAAACCAAUUCUUUCUAGUA